Molecule: messenger RNA, 1577 nt
Organism: Ectocarpus siliculosus
Lineage: Eukaryota; Phaeophyceae; Ectocarpales; Ectocarpaceae
Source: the annotation of a GenBank genome assembly
UUGCAGCCAGAGCUAGUACGGCAGGCAUCGCACACGCCGUCUUCACUGUGGGCGGCAGCAGCAACAGAGAACGUUAGGUAGAUGAAUUUUGUUGCUAGAGGUGGACGGGCCCGCUCCCACCAGGCGUUCUUUGGGACCCAACCUCGGCUGCCUUCGGGGUGUGGCAAUUCUCCUGCGAUGGCAGCAUCAGCAGCACGGACAACGUCUGCAGCCGUAGCAAAUGGGCAGCGCUCUCUUGCGCGAUCCCCGACAAUUCUCCUUGGAAGAAGUAGUGUAAAGCAGUCAUGCAGCAGCUGGGCACGCUCUAGAGCACCAUCACCUCGGGGCUUCGCGAAAGCUGGGAGGCUGCCCCCGUCGCUUCAGCGCGGAUCGCGCAUCGUGCCUCCGUGUGCAUCAUGGGCAAACAAGGGUGGCCGUUGUGUUGGUGCAGGCAACCGGGCGCUGUCUUCCUUCCUCCCUCGAGGAGGGCGUUAUUCGGACUCUAUGGUCAUCUACGGCGUGGUUGGGCUGAACGUGGCCGGAACGGUUGCGAUGUACCUCUACGAGAGUCAGGGCACGGGCGGUCCUUUCCUCUUUGGUAACUUCAUGGUGUCGACCUACACCACGCUGAUGCAGGGGAGGCUACACACCCUGUUCACAUCCAACUUCAGCCACAGCAAUCUCUGGAACGGCGCCAUCUUCUCCUACAUGAUGUACACGCUGGGGCCGACGGCAAUCCAGCACCUGGGCAGGCGGCAGUUCCUGGCGCUCUACCUCUUGGGCGGGGCUUUCUCUCAGCUUUGCCAAGUGGCAGGGCCGGGUAUCGCCAGCCGGCUGGGCCUCCCCUCCGUCCUCCAGGUCGAUCCGUACUACUUCAGUUCAGGGGGCUCCGGGGCGACGCUCGCCGUCCUGGCAUGGUACUGCGCGAGCUUCCCCAGCAGCCAAAUCAUUCUGCUGGUGGUACCUGUGCAGACGGGCGUUGCCGGAGCGCUAUACCUGGGGGCUACGCUGUAUCAGGUGGUGUCGAACGGGGCGGGGGUGCCAUUCCUAGGGGGACCCACGCAGGAGAUUUGGAGAACACUGGGAGCGGCCGCAGCGGGAGUGAUGGUGGCGUUAGCGUCGCGGGGGCGGGGCGGCGGGCGAUACAAGUUCAUCCAGAGAUAUUAGAGGGGGGGGGGAAGCAGUGUUUCGUCAUUGAAUGUUUGCGUUUGGCGAUUGUGUGUGUAGGCAGAGUUUCCUGGUGUGGGCUCCGGCAAGUUUACGUCUUUGAGCGAAUAGUCGGGGGGGUUUCUGUUGUCGCGCUUUGCCGCGUGCACUGCUGGGAGGAAUGAUGGCCGCAGUGUUGUAUCCGCGCGCGCAGCAGCUACAUUUUGGACAAACGAGGGGGUCUGAUAUGCUACGAGCGGCGGUGUAUGGAUGGGGGGGCUGGCAGGUUCAGCACAGCCUAAGCAUGUGGCAUUUUUCUUUACGAGCCAGUGGCUGCCCAUGUCGAAUCUGUGUUGCAAUUGUAUGUCUUGGAUGACUCUACAUGAGAUAUAUGAUAUUGUGGUGUUUAUGUUAAGAGCCAACGGAGGACUUCUAAAAUACUUCCCAGAAUU